This is a messenger RNA of Epithele typhae, 2064 nucleotides long. RefSeq lists its product as uncharacterized. Bases 1 to 2064 code for a protein of 687 amino acids. The transcript is spliced from 3 exons. Lineage: Eukaryota; Fungi; Basidiomycota; Agaricomycetes; Polyporales; Epitheliaceae. The record is from RefSeq and is a predicted model, not a curated record.
AUGCUUCCCCUUGAACUCGAGUUCCUCAUCAUCGAAAGCGUCACCGACAACACCACACUCUCUGCUUGCUCGCGUGUAUGCCAAGCUUGGCGCUCUCUCAGUCAGGCAUGUCUCUUCCACAGCCUUUCCAUCGUCCUUUCCAGUAAGACCCCCUCGGAAAACUUGAUCCACGACUUCAUCUCCACACUGAAAGGCAGCCUGGACGUUGGGAGCGAUGUCGGCCAUUAUGUACGCCAUCUUGUCCUCGACGGUGACGACGACCCUUCGGAACCCGGCCGAUCCCCCGACCCUCUUCUCGGAGAACAGAUAGGCCCUCUGGGUCGACUUCAAGGCUCGCUCGACGGCCCUGCGGACGGCUACUUCCCCAACCCCCACUUCGCUGACGGCAACCCCACAAUCGACUCCUCGCAAUCCGUCUCCAACAGCAACAGCGGGCGCGAUUCUCCAUCCGACAUUGACCGGGAGCACAUACGUUUUCCAGUCCGGAUCCUCCACCAUCUUCUCCCGCUACUUCCGCAGCUUUCAGGUCUUUCCUUGGAGCGGCUCCAAUUUUACGACGAACUGACUCUGGACGACUCCACUGUAUACUGCUCAACGCCACCGUUCGCCCCUCGAAGGAUCACGAACUUACUCCUCGAUGUCUGUUCAUCGUAUUCGAACGACAUCAAUCAUCUGUUCGACGUCCUCUCCAUGUUCUCAACCAUCGACCAGCUCUACCUGGACUGUGGGUCGUGGAACUGGGCCCCCUCCGCCACUGCCUGCUCCAUUCCCCCCUCGCCCAUCAUCCGCCGUCUCAUCCUCGAAUCCUUCGACGCCCCCGACGUCCUCGCCGUCCUCUGCGAAUCCAUCCGCCUCUCCGGCUCCCUCUCCGGCGCGCUCACCUCCGUCCACUACUCGGGCUGCACCCGCGCCGAGCUCGACACCUUCCUCCCCUUCGCCGCCGCCGCCGGCCCGCACCUCACCGCGCUCGGCCUCGACGUCUUCUACGCGCUCGUGAACGACCUCGAGCCCGCGCCGCACGCGGCGCUCGGCGUGGACCUCGGCCCCUGCCCGCGCCUCGAGACCCUCACGCUCUCCUUCGACUUCGCGCCCGUCGCGGACGCCGCCGUGGCGCCGUGGGACCUCCUGCGCGUCGUCCGCGCCGCGCUCGCGCUCUACGCGCGCGUGCUCGCGCCGCAGGCGCAGGCGUUCCUCGUGCUGCGCGAGAUCGCGUUCCAGGUGUUCUGCGCGACCGCGGCCCCCGCGGCGUUCGCGUGCGCCGCGAGCGUGUCGGCCCUGGGGGAGCCCCGCCCGCGUGACGGCGAACCGGACGCGGUCGCGGGCGUGCGAUGCGCGCUGUGGGGCGCAGUCGACGCGGCGCUCUGCGGGCUGCCCGCGCUCGAGACGGUGCGGUUCCUGAUGUGCGACGUGGAGAGGGGCAGCGAGGCGGAGACGGUGGAGGCGAUGCGGCACUUCGUCGGGGAGCAGCUGCCGAGGACGUGCAAGAGGGGGAUCGUCGAGGUCGUGCUGGAGGAGGCGCAGGCUGCGUUGGAUGAGAGGGCACUGGCCAAGAGGUCGCUAUCUGCGUUCGACGAUACGCAACACAACUUGGCGCAAGCAAGUGGUACGGACGAGCGAUUCCACGACGCCCCGUCCCCACGUCCGCGGAAAGCACAAGCGGAGCGUCUCGGUCAUCGGCGCCUCAAUCCCCUCCCUCCUCCGUUUGCGAACGUGGCCGAAAUCGAAGACGACGCGCUGCAGUCCCCCGCGGGACGCGGCCGCCAACACGGCGUCGAGCCUCGCGCAGGGAGAGACGGGACGCUGCGCAUCGCUGCGACCUGCCGCGGCGAGCGCCGGAACGAAGCAGUCGAGGGAUAUGGGUCCGAGCAACUCCAUGCUGAAGCAAACGGUGUGGAGGGUGACUGGGGGCGCGACUCCAAUGAUGUGUGCCCCGGCCGCGAUGAGGUCCUUCAGGUAUGUGUAGCCGUCGUCGUCCUCGUCGUCGUCCUCGUCGUCGUACCGGAGCCUGAGCCGGUACGAGAAGGACUCGACGGCGGGGAAGCCGGACAAGGAGAUGCGCUUUAG